Macrobrachium nipponense is the source of this 9388-nucleotide messenger RNA. RefSeq names its product protein piccolo-like. Gene Ontology annotation, molecular function: DNA binding. The record is from RefSeq and is a predicted model, not a curated record. Gene Ontology annotation, cellular component: RSF complex. NCBI's taxonomy places the organism in Eukaryota, Metazoa, Arthropoda, Malacostraca, Decapoda, Palaemonidae. Gene Ontology annotation, biological process: regulation of DNA-templated transcription.
GUUUUUGUGGCGUUUAUUGACGUCAAUGUGAAAAUGGCGUCCACUGAUGAAGAUUUGUGUACAAGUCACGCAGAUUUCGCGGUUAUAUGUUCAUUUGUCGACAAAUUCGGAGAGAAGCUGGGGUUACCCCUUCCUAACAUAGGCGAGCUUCAGAAUUUCCUCGAAGAUACAGACAACGUAAACCCACUACUCUCACAAGGUGUAUGUUUACUACUACGACGCAUUAAUAAAUCAGUUAAGUUUGAUCGUUGGGAAAGAGGACUCCAGCGAUUUGCACACUCCUAUUCACAUCAAGAUGGCUGGGAAUUGGAACGGUUUGGGUUUAAGAAAGCCAAAUUGGAAGUCAAGAUCAGAGUUUUCAAGAACUUACUUGAAGCACAGUUUGACCUGUAUAAGAGCUUCAAGGACAAGGUGAACUUGCUGGGUGCUUCAGAAUUACGUCUCCAACCGUGUGGACGUGAUAAAAAAGGGGUUUCAUAUUGGUGUCAGCUGGAUGACUGUGCUAAUCUUCGCAUCUACUGUGAUGAUCAAGAUGAAGAAACUUGGACUCUUGUGGCUAGCUCAAGAGAAGAGCUUGUGGCCCUCAUUGCUGAACUUGAUUCAGAGUCACCCCCUGGUGCAAGUCGGGAGAUGUCUGUUGAUGGAAGUCGUAGUGGAACAGUUACUCCAAUGGGACUAAGUGAGGCUCCCACUCCAGUUGACAGUAAAGCUGCCACACCAGUUGCCAGUGGCCGAACAUCUCCCGUUAUUGAUACUGGUCAAGCUAAAGAUGAUUCCAUUAAGAAGAUCAAAAGUGAAGUCGUAGAAAAAGUGAAAGAACGGCUAAAAGUAGAGGAGACGGAAGAUGUGCCUAAAAGUGGAGAAAAGUUAGAAGGAACAGUCAUCAAGAAAAAAGAAGAAGUGGAAAAUAAAAUGCCAAGUAAACUGACAGAAAAUAAAGAAGAAAAUCAGAAAGAUAAGAAAGGAAUUCCAGAUUCUGGUGAAACAAAAGCGCAUGCAGAAAGAGGAAAAGAUGUAAAAGAGGAACCGGUACAAGGAGUAAGUACAGUGGAAAUGAAGAAAGAGGAAAAUACUGCUCUUCAGGGAAUGGAUAAAAAACCUGAAGAAAAACCUUUACCUGUCAAUAAAGAUACUGUUAUGAGAGAAAGAGAUAAACUACCAGAAGCAAAUGAUAAAGUGGAAGUCAAGCGAAAGGAGACAGUAUGGGACAAACUGAGCAAACAAAAUGAGGAAAGAAUGGGAGCUCUUGCUGCUGGGAAAGAAGCAGCAAAAAGCAGUGUCACCCCUGAAAAGUUGCUUGAUGAAAAAUUAAAAACAAAACUAAAAGAAAUUGAAAGGGUACCUGCAGAGGGUCAGAAGGAAUCGGGAAUCAGGCCAGCAGGAGUAUCUGAUAGCCCUGUGAAACCAAGUGAUGAAAGAAAACAAGAAACUAAGGUUAGUGAAUUGAGUGUGGGGCCUAGUCAGGAUAAAGUUCUUCACAGUCCAGAGUUACAAAAUGCAAAGGAGAGUGGAAAAGCAGAUCAAAACGUUGGAUCUGGAGCACCUCCUACCCCUAAAGCAUCGGUAGAUAAGCCAUGGAUAUCACCAUUCCCAGCAUCAAUUGGGUCUGUAUCCAUAACUCCUGUUCAGCCGCCAAAGGAACGUGUAUUGCCUCCUGGUUCAGAAUCGAUCAUAAAGAAUUUGCCAGCAUCAACAACUAUAACGCCAGCAACAAAACAGGUACCUUUAUCACCCGGACAUGCCCCUACUGGAGUUUCUGAAGCCGGACUUCAGCCUCCUACAUCAAAAGCAGGCCCACUUUCUCCUACAUCGAAAACUGGACCACUUUCUCCUACUUCAAGAGCUGGCCCGCUCUCACCAACCUCAAAAACAGGACCACUUUCACCUACUUCCAAAACUGGACCACUUUCUCCCACUUCAAAAAUUGGGCCCCUUUCUCCAUCUUCAAGAGCUGGGCCUCUGUCUCCUCCAAAACCUGGGCCACUGUCACCAACUUCAAAGCUUGGGCCUCUUUCUCCAACUUCAAAGCUUGGGCCUCUUUCUCCAACUUCAAAAGUAGGAUCCUUAUCUGUGAUUCCAGUACCUUUGACUAAAACUGAAGCUCAUGUUCUACCUGUUAAAAGUGGGGCACUUUCUCCAACUUCAGUUCCAGCCAGCAAGAGCAGACCACUAUCUCCAACUUCAGCUCCAUCUAGCAAGAGUGGACCACUAUCUCCAACUUCAGCUCCAUCUAGCAAGAGUGGACCACUAUCUCCAACUUCAGCUCCAUCUAGCAAGAGUGGACCACUAUCUCCAACUUCAGUUCCAUCUAGCAAGAGUGUACCAGUAUUUCCAACUUCAGUUCCCUGUGGCAAGACUGGACCUCUAUCUCCAUCUUCAUUGCCUCCAAGUAAAAGUUGCCCUCUAUCUCCCUCAUCAUUACCAUUGGGAAAGAGUGGAUCACACAGUUCAAUAGAGGCGAAGCCAAGUAAAGAGGGUCCACUGUCGCCUCCAUCCUCUGUUAUUUCUGGUAGAGUUGCAAGAUCAGUUUCACCUUCAAAAGUUCCUGCUGAAAAGGAACCAAGCUUAGUACAGAAUUUACCAACAAGUAAAGAGGUUGAGAAGUCAAGUGAUUCGCACACUGUUUCAUCUUUAAAAAGUCAAGCAAAUACGGUUUCAGUUGCUGCUGCCGUCACAUCUUUGCCAUCAGCUCAGACUGCUUCAUCGCCUGCAGUUGUUUCAACUCAUUUAGUACAACACAGUAAAAUUCCUCCUCCAUCUUCAUCUGUUAAUGUGACAUCUAGUAUUCCAUCAUCAUCCUCUGCAUCUAGUAGUAAGACUAUAGGAUCUUCUUCUAAUGAGUCUUCAGCAAAAAUUCAGCAGAAUAAAGUACAAGUGUGUGGGGAUCCUCUGAAGUCUGUGUCAAGUGACAAAAGUGUAGCCUUGGCACCUGGAGAUAUUAUCCCGCCUUUCCCUCCAGUGCCAUCUAAAAGCACUCAUCCAUCAACACCAAAAGAUGUACCCCCAACAUCUUCAGUAUUAUCUCUUAAAUCUGUGCCUCCUGUAGUUCCAGCUCGUGCUGCUGAAGCAAUUCCUACUCCAAAUGUGCGGGCACCACCUCUUGACAGUGUAGCACCUCGUAUACCAGCUGAAGCACAGACUGAAACACCAGUACCUCCCUUCCCUCCAACUCCAGGAACAUUCCCACCAGUUCGUGAAUUAACAUCUAAUGAUGUACCUAGUGCUCCUGUAAUUCAAGUCAGUAAAGAUAAAUCAGUGAAAUAUUUCAAACCUCCUUCGCUAUUACCAUCAAGCAGUACUUACAUCUCUACUCCUCCCAGUAAAGCACCACCUUUUGAGCAAAUGGCUCCUUCAUUACCUGCAGAAUCUACUGUCUUAUCUGAGCCUUUUCCCAAAGUACCGACAGCUUUUCCAGCAGCCCCUGUCACUAAUAAGGAUACACCUUCAUCGAGUAGUACUCCUAAAACACAAGUUACAUCAGCUACCUAUUUCAGUUCACCACCGAAGUUCACAUCAAGCCCAACGAUACCAACUCCACCGACACGAGCACCAACAUUAGUGAAGGAUGCAGUUGUAACAGAGCCUCCUCAAAAGAAAGCUAAAGUGGAGGAUGCUAAAUUAGAAUCUCAAAAGGAAUCUCCCAAGGUACCAUUAGGAGGUUCUGGACGUGUCUUGAACCUUUUGAAGAGAUCACAUGUACCCAGCCCUGAUGAAAAGAAGGAAGUGGGUGGUGGUCCACAGGAGGCAAAGGUUAUGAGAAAGGAAGAACCUAAAACAAGUACACUUAUAGAGGAGAUAAAACUUAAGAAGGAAAGUAGUGUAGGGAAGACUCCUUUAUUAAGUAAGAGUGUCUUUCCAUCAAAGGAAGACAGCAUGACAAAAACUGGUACUGGAGUCCAACCGAGCACUGGUGCUGCAAAACCUCAUAAUGCUGAGGUCAAAUCGGGUACGGAAGUUAAGAAACCUAGUGGGGACCCCCCAAGGAGGCUUUUAAAACUUCACAAUUUUAGUAGAGAACCUGUGAAACCUGUUGUAACUCAGCCUGUAGAGAAAAAAGCAGAAACCUCUAGUAAAGAUGAACCGAAUAAAUUAGAAUCGGAAACUAAAAAUUCUGGAGUAGGAGAAGCUAUUGAAGAACCUGUGAUGAUUGUGAAAGGGGAGGGUGAAGGUGCUAAAUGCGAGUCGGGUAAUGACUUGCAUUAUCUAGAAGGUUGUCACUCCUCUAGACCAUGGUGGGAAUGCUUUGAUAAUGAUAGUAAUAGCCAUAAUGUAGUUGAUAACGAAGACAAUUGUGAAACUAUUGAAGAAAAUGUUAUGUAUUUUUGGGGAGAUGGAAAUGGUGUAGAUUGUGAUGCUGGUAAUAAUGGUGAUGAAACUGAAACCAAUGCUGAAACAAAGCAAGGGGGCAGUGGAAAUAGCACUCUAGUUGCAUCAGACAACCGAUCCAAUUCAACACCAGGCGAGAUAAAGUCUCAAAAGGAGAAAGAAGGUGGAAGAACGGAUAAUGACGUGAAGGAAGUAGAUGGGAUUGCUGACAGUGACGAAGCGAAAGUGAAUGGCUUAAGAACUUUAGAGUCUGAAAAGAAUUUAGAUCAGCUGGGAAAGACUGAAUCAAAAGGUGAUGGGAAGCUCUCGGGGGUUAAUGGCAAGAAGUCUAACGAAGACAAUGAUAUUUAUGGUGAGAAAAACAUUAUGAAUAAAAGUAGUAAGGUAGGUGAUGGAAAAAAUAAAAAAGACAAAUCACAUGGAAAUGAUAAUUGUGAAAAUAUAGUAAGUAAGGAUGUAUCUGAUAAGGGGGAAACUGUAAUUCAGAGACAAGACUCUUCUAAAACUAAGGAGGAGAAGGAAAGUACUGUAGCUUUAGGUCGUUCUGAUAGUUCUGUGAAGGGACCUGAGGAAACUGGUAGGGAAGCAUGUGCAAAGAGGGGUACACGGAAUCGAGCUAGUCUUGAAGAAGUGAAAGAUGAAAGUGAAGAAAGUGAGAAAGAGGAACUGGACAGCACUUUAGAGGAGACUGUCAUUAAGAAGAAGCGUGGCCGACCUAAAGGAACUACGGUGGCAGCCAGAGGGAGAAAACCAAAGCCGGUAAGGGCAGCUUCUCAGCCUUGUAGUGGUGGUGAGGAUGAAGAAAUUGAAGAGGGAAAUGAUGAUGAUCAAGAAAACUCAAAAAAGAAACGACAGCGUGGCAAAGGAAGUACAACAAGACCGCUUCCUGAUGCGCCAAGGCAGAGGUCUGCCCGCAUAGCUAAGAUUCGUGAAAAAGAAGAGGAGGAGCGAAGAAAGUUAGAAGCCCUUCGCAUGAAACAACUUGCUGAAGAGAAUAGGCUGAAAGAGUUGAAACGAAAGGCCAGAGAAGAAAGAAGGGCGCAACGGGAGAUCAAAAAGGGAAAACGUGAGAAGAAGGAAAAAAAGGAUAAAGAAAAAAAGAAGAGGAAAAAGAAGCGGGCCAAGAAAAAGACUGGUGCUGGAGAUCCCUGGGAAAAUUCGUCGUCGUCAUCAAGUUCCAGUUCAGAGGAAGAUGAUAUAGAAGAGGAGGAAGAGGAUGAAAAUCUAGAGUUCAAAAGUGACCAUGAAUUCAGCCCCGAGUCAGACAUUGAAGAAGCUGACGCACAGCCCAUCAGAAGAGCUCGGACAGCCAAAAAAGCUGUGACAAAGAGUGACAUUGAGGAAGAGGAGGAAGAAGAAGAGGAAGAGGAGGAGGAAGACCAGACACAGUGCACCAAAUGUGGCCAUGAUGACCACCCUGAAACAAUCUUGUUGUGUGACAAUUGUGAUGCAGGAUGGCAUCUCUCAUGCCUCAGACCUCCUUUACUUAGUGUUCCUGAAGGAGAUUGGAUUUGUCCAACCUGUGAACAUGUGAUGCUGAUUAAAAAAUUGAAGGAAGUUUUAGAAAGGUUUGAUGAAUGUCAGAAGAAGGCACAUAAUGAAGAGUUACGAAGGCAGCGCCUUGCGUAUGUCAAUGUGUCCUUAGACAACAUCCUUCCUGAAGGUGGGAAGAAGAAGAAGAAACACCGCUCGAGGGAAGAUGGUGAAGAAGAGGAUGAUGAUGAUGAAUCAGGCUCUGAUUCAGACUCUGACGAUUCUGACAGUGAGAGUGACGAUGACAGUACUGGGUCAAGUGAGUCUUCAAGUGAAUCGGAUGCACCUCUUUACACCUUACGAGCUCGAAGUUCAAGAACAUUGAAGGAGCAAGUGGAAGAUUUUGAUGAAAUGAUCAAUGAAGCUAUAAGAGAUGAAAUGGAGGCUGCGGCUGGUGCUGGAAAUGCUGGGAGAGGCAAAGAUAUUGACAAUAUCAUCCAAGCCAAUAAUGAAGAGGAGGAGGAGGAGGAGGAAGAAGAGGCGGAGGAUGAAGAAUAUAAAGAAGAAAAUGAAGAUGAAGUAGAAAACAAAGAAAAUGAAAAGCCAGGUGUUGAAAUUGACCGAACUGGAGAAAGUAAAGCAGAAAAGAAGGAGGAAGGCGAUGAAGUUAAAAGGGAACGAGAAGCAGAUGAUGAAGAGGAUGAAGUUGCACCUAAAAGAAAAAAACAGAAACCCUCAGAAAAUGCCAGUGAAAAUGAUGAAGACUAUAAAGAAAGUGAUGAGCAUCAAGACUCAGAUUCAGAUGAGGAAGAGGAAGUAAAACCUGUCCGGAAGAGAAGUAAGCCAUACAAUAUGUAUUUCAAGAAACGACGACGGCUUACAGAUCUUGAUGCGGAAGACGACGAUGAUGCUAGUGAUGAAGAUUUUAUGAAUACAAGUGAAGAGGAGGAGGAAGAGAGUGAAGAAUCUGCGGUAUCCUCCUCAUCAUUAGCCACAGAAUAUGACAGCGAUGAUUCUGAUGUCGUUGGUGGUAAAAGGAGACGUAGUAGUAGAUAUGAUAACCUUCCUCUUAGGAGGUCAGCGCGUAAUCGGCAAAGUGCUCCAUAUGAAGAAGAUUCAGAUGAUGAGAGAUAUGGAAAAAGAUCAAAGAAAAAGAAAAAAAGGAGAAGAAGUUCUUCAGAAGAGGAAGAAUCAUCUGAUAGUGAUAGAAGCUACAAACAUAAAAAGAAGGUAAAUCAAAGAAGAAAACAAGUUGGAAAAGUGAAAGGAAGAAGAGGAAGUAAGAAGGGAAGAGGAAAGAAACAGACAAAAUCCAAACCCAAAUCGAAAAAGAGCGGUGAGGAAGAUGGUGAAAAGCCAGUUAAGCCCCGGAUCAAGUACUCCAAGCCACCCAAGUCAGCUGAAGAUCAAGAGGAGGAGGUUGUAACACAAAAGCGAGUCACCAGAGGAAGACAAGUUAAUUAUUAUGAUGCUCUACUAAUGUCAGAUGAGUCUGAGGAGGAGGAGCCUAAAAAGAAGUGGAGAGGAAAGGUCAUGAAAGGUGAAAGGGUUCCUACAGAGAGUAGUGAAUACGAAGCUUCGGACGACGAGAGGAAGAAGCGGUGUGGUGUUAGUGGGGGUCUCGGUCGAGGCAAAGUCAUGAAGGGAGAAGAGGAGGAUGAGGAGGACAGUAGGCCAGGAUCUGGUAAGAAGAAACGAGGAAGACCCAAGAAAGAUGAGUUAAUUGGUAAACCUUCACCUCCGCGACCAUCUACUAUAAGACAAACUCCAGUCAUGCAAGUGUCUUCUGUACCUACACCAACGCCAACGCCAACACCUACACCAACACCUACACCAACACCAACACCAGCCCCAGCUCCAGCCCCAGCUCCGGCCCCAGCCCCAGCCCCAGCCCCAGCCCCAGCACCAGCACCGCCAGUAACACAAACUCCAGCACCAGCACCAGCAAAAGCACAACCGCAGUUCUUGCAAACCUCAUCUGCAACAUCAUCUCCACCUACAGUUAAACAAGCAACUACAAUACUUCCUCUUCCAGUUCGAAUAAAACCAACUGAUGCACCUACAAUACCAUCAUCUGCUUUACCACCUGCAACAGUACCUGUAACUAUGCAACCUGCAUCAGCAUAUGUCACAGCAGGUGCCUCACCUGUACAUCGCACACCGGAACCAGCUGUUAGUCCUUCACCAGGUGCACCUGUAACUGCAUCAGCACCUGCCACAAAAGUCAUUUCUGCUAGUGUUGUAGCUGCAUCGAAUUUAGGAGGCAAUAGUCCUGGUCAUCAACCACAGCAGCCUAUAGGAAAAUGGUCACCCCAUCUUCCAGGGGUUACAAUAACUAACGUUUCUGUCAGUAGCGCCCCUGGUACUCCACCUCGACCGAAUAUUGGUUCAGCUCCUGGAUCGGGCACACCACCACGACCCGGUCUCUCUGGUCCUCCCGUAACUGCAUCGCCACCUCCGCCAUAUAGAUCGUCACCCUUACCUAUGACUUCAGUUGGAAGAGGGGCAACACCUACCAGCACUGCUCCUGCCGUCAUGUCACCUGUAGGACCGCCAAAUACAUCGUCACCUCACUCUGCUGCCUAUCCGCCGUAUAGGCCACCAGAGCAUUAUUCCCCACACCCUGGAAAAGAGAGGUUUCCCUCUCAUCCAGCAUUUCCAGAAUAUGCAGCUCCUGGUAGGCAUUCCCCAAGUCCUCAUGGUGUCCCUUCAAGACAUCCUUCCCAUAUACCAUCUGGCCAUUCCCUUCCUCAUUUGCCUGCUGGUUAUGGACCUCCUGGGCCAGGUUCCUACCCUCCUGGUGGUGUCCCUCCACAUCCUGGAGUAUUGAGGGGACCCCCCCAUGAUUUGUAUAGACCACCCCAUAGUAGUCAUCCUAGCCAUGGGUCUCCCAGUCAUCCUGGACAUCCCCACCUUGUGAUGAAAGCAGGUUAUCCUGGCUUAGAACCCUUACCUUAUGCUGGCUCUCCUGGUCCCAGCCCGGGUUCUAUUGGAAUUCACCAAGGAUCUCAGGACUCUCCAGCACACCAGUCACCAAAUGAAGAUAGUAAAGAUGGGACGUUACCUUCAAGUAAAGGUCCUGGGGAGUUCAGCAGUGGCUUAAUGUCAUACUUUUCUAGCCAACGGGAUGAUGAUGUUGAGUAAACCUCAUUGGAUAAAGUGGCAACUCUUCACUUGGCAGUUGAAUGAAGGACUGUAUUUACUCCCUAGUAUUUUUAUAUUCUCAUUUUGUAUGGUCUCAAGCAAUGAUGCGCGUUACGUGUUUUAAUGUUAACAUUUAUAGUGGGAUUGCAAAGCAUUUCCAAAAAAAUUUUUGAGGUCUCAUUAUUAUUAUAGUUAUAUAAAUUAUAUUGUUUUAUAUGGGUUUAGCACAAAUUCUCAUUAGUUAUUUAACAGACGUGAGGCCGUUUUUACCUGAAAUAAUUAAUUUUACCUGAAAGUUAGCAAAGUGAAAAAAUAUUUUAGAUAUUGUUUUUAUUUUAUCUUGUAUGUGUUGUAGAGCUGUACAUAGUAAGCUUUUUGUAUUUCCUUUUAAGGAUUCUGUAAUAUAAUGUGCAAAGAUACAAAGCUAUAAUAAAACUAGAUGAUA